This is a messenger RNA of Botrytis porri, 408 nucleotides long. RefSeq lists its product as uncharacterized. The transcript has 2 exons. Lineage: Eukaryota; Fungi; Ascomycota; Leotiomycetes; Helotiales; Sclerotiniaceae. The record is from RefSeq and is a predicted model, not a curated record. Bases 1 to 408 code for a protein of 135 amino acids.
AUGCAUCUCCAAAAAUUCCUCGUCAUUCUCUCUUCCCUCACUGUCGUUGGAUUUUCAGCUCCAGUAGUUUCACAAGAAGAAAACUUCGAAAUCACCGAAUACAGUGAACCUAAAGCUCUAAUCCUUGCCCAACAUAGCUCCUCGCCCAAAACUCACUACAUCUCACCCAUCACCGAAAGCAAUGCAGCCGCAGCUACAGACAAAACCAUCGAGCGAGCUCUCGGUCGCAAAAACCUCGACGAACCCCUCGAAAUUCUCGUCCCAACAUCUAUAUCAAAGCAGAAAAAGCGCGGAGACGACACCAUCGUCUGGGUUCCACCACCACCAACUUCGAAAAUUCCUCUAGCACGUGGAGAUGCAACUGUGGUUUGGGUUCAACCUCCACCUACGUCGAAGAUUCCUGUGUGA